AUGACUCGAUCUCAAUCAUUUAUAGAUUUACUAAGUACAAAUUUGGCUUAUCUAUUUCAUAAUUAUUUACUUGUUAAAAAUAAACAAACAUGUGCACAUAAAUUAUUUUCGGAUAAGACUUUAAAUUUAAUGAAAAAAGUUCGUAUUGAUACAAAUAAAUAUGGUCAUUUAUUAAGUUCAAACUUUUCUCAAGAAAUAAAUAAUAAUAAUAAUAUAAUAAAUAAAGAUCUUCCAUUGAAGAAAAAAUCGAAAAAAGUAAGAAUACACCGAGAAAAGAAACCACAAUCAAAUACAAUGAUUCCUAUACAAUCAAGUGUACCAAGAAUAGACUAUCAUCAAUCAUCUAUGAUUAGUCGUGUGUCAUCUUCUACUUCAUCAGUAUUAUCUGACAUACAAAUUCUUGAGCAAAACAAUCACUCAAUAGAUUCUACUUUAUAUGUAUCAGAUCAAUGUCGAGAAAAAAUGCAAUUUCUAUAUAAUAUGGGUCCAAUAGUGAAUAAAAAAUACAUCAAUACAAAAUACUUAUCAAAUGAAUUAGAUGCAAUAAAAAGUCAUCAGUAUAAAAAAAUAAAUGAAUAUUCUAAAAAUUUAAAACCUGAACAACUCUUUCGUUGUCCAAAAGAUUCAAGAUCAAAACGACGAAAAUGUUGUGGAGUAUAUUAUGAAUUAUUCAAUGACGUAUUACGUUUACUCGAACAAUGGUUUACGAUAACAUAA
Rotaria sp. Silwood1 is the source of this 717-nucleotide messenger RNA. The record is from the annotation of a GenBank genome assembly. NCBI's taxonomy places the organism in Eukaryota, Metazoa, Rotifera, Eurotatoria, Philodinida, Philodinidae.